AUGGAGGGAUUACCGCCACCACCGCCGCAUGAGGUACAUAUUGACUUCUUCGGCAUCGAAGGGAACACGCUGCAUUCACCAGCGCCGCACGACGAAACGCCGGACGGCACUGCAGCGGCGCCUCCACGAGCGCACUCGGGGGAAGGCCGCGCUGCUCUCCAGAGGAUGCGCCACAGCACACCUGCUGUUGUGCCUAGAUCGGUGGCAAUCCAUAAUGAUGGCAAUAACACGAACAGCAGACCGCACGCAGCCAUCGCUAAGACGCGGUGCUCGAGUGCCUGCGGCGCGGCGAACGGUGCUUCACCUGCGGGUUCUCGUCCCUCACUGACGGAGAUGGCGGCUUCCUUCCCAAUAUCGGUGCCCAUGCGUGACUCCAUCCGUCAUUUCCACUUGCUGAAAUCACCGCACCAUAGCGCGAGUAACGGCAGCGAGGCUGCAGCAGUCAACAAUGAGCAGGUGGCUGACGAAAGCGACGCGGGCGGCGCUACUGGUCGUCGUCCGGGGAUGCUGCUUUAUGAGCCCCUUCCACACACUCGCCGUCACCAGGCCUCUAGGUCAGAGCGAAAGUGCAGUGCCAUCACCACCGCUCAGUUUCCCGUCAACACAGCCGUGUUUGCCUCUCCAGAACAUCCCGAGGAGGCUGUGGCGCCGGUCGCCGGCACGCAGGAGGACGUGAGGUGCCACGUGCACGUGGUACUCGAGCGGCACAUGACGAUGUUGGCUGCAUGGGAAAAGCGUGUCUCUGUCGCGGAGGUGUAUCGAGAUAAGCCGGUGCGAACGGGUGGUCGGCCUGCGCCUGUGCGGCCGCAGGAUCGCAGCUUUCUCGAGCAUAUCAGGCGAAGGCUCGACAACUACCUCCAACAGCUGGAGGAUGCUAAGUCGCUGCUGAUACAGGCAUGCGAGGAAGUACCGCCAGCAAAGUCGGGGCGGCAAGGCGACGUCAAGGAGUGGCAAAGCUGCUGCAGCCGCGUCUACCAUGCACUGAGUGACUUCACCAUCGAGGAGAGUCUAAUGCGCUUUCGAGUGAACAAGCUGCUGACCGUAGGACAGCAGGAAUUCACAUGGAGGAUCUCCGCCCGCACCACCUCUUCGCGGGGGUCUAGCGCGCGUGCAAGCACGAGGUCUAGAUCUCGCAAGGCAUCGAAGUCCGCCACAACGGGGCAGCAGCCACUGUCGACAGGCGCAGGUUGGCACAGCUGUCCUGCCCAAUCGAUUCAUAGCGCGCAGUCGGCAACUGCGACCGGUGCAGAGGCGUCGCAGCUGCGCAUCCCAACAGUCACUAACGGUGCGCUUUCACCGUACGUUCGGCAUUUGGUGUCGAGUGGCGUGGUGCAGCGCAGCAACUGUGCCAUUAAGCCGGGGCACGGUUGUAUCACCGGCCCUGUUCAAACGGGCGCUGUUUCAGAAGAACAACUGUGCUGUCCAAGGCCGAGUGGAGGCUGUACCCCUCGCCGAACGACCAAGUCCCCUACACCCUCUUCAGCACCCGCACUCUCUCAGGCGCGUCAGCAGCAGCGUUUGCUUUCCCUCCACCCUGACACGGUGUCGCAGCAGCCCUCGCGCACUAGUAACAGGUAUGGCAACCAAACUCCGUACGGCCCCCUGUCACCGCAACGCCGAACCGUCUCUCUGCGCCCCGUGCACAGCCCGACUCACCCCAUGGUUCUGUUGUCAGCACUCGACGACGACGCCGAGUUGCGCAGUGCUACCCCUUCGCGUAGUACUCUGGCGGUACCCUCUGCUUGCCUGCCCACCGAUGCGCCGCUACAGCUUCGCACCUACUCCUCUCCCCGGGGAACUGCCACUGCGAAAAUAACACCGUGUGCAGCAGCAUUACAGCCUUUUCGACACCGGCAGCUGCUCGAGGUGAUUGAGCGCUGCGAGAAGAACACGGCCACCCUGCAGCGCGGCGACCUGCAUCGUGUACGGGCGUGCUUCUGCGAGCUCUACGGAGAACAAGUGGGGCUGCAGCAAUACUGUCAGUGGAUCGAUGACAUCUUUAUCGAGGCUCUGCAUGAGGCGUAA
Messenger RNA from Leishmania braziliensis MHOM/BR/75/M2904, 2025 nucleotides. RefSeq lists its product as hypothetical. The transcript has a single exon. Bases 1 to 2025 code for a protein of 674 amino acids. The record is from RefSeq and is a predicted model, not a curated record. NCBI's taxonomy places the organism in Eukaryota, Euglenozoa, Kinetoplastea, Trypanosomatida, Trypanosomatidae.